UGUGAGAUUCCUUUCUGUCAAACUUGCUGCACGAGUAUGGCGUUGGACUCAGUUGAGGGUUUCUUUGGCAUCGAAUUGAGCAAGAAAUGUAAGACCGCCGAGUGGAAAGGUCCGGAAGAGGUAGAGGACAAUACUGAAGUAAAAUUACAGUUGUCUCAUGCCUGUUUAGGAGCAGACGCCAAAGAGGGUGAGAGAAAUGUGGUCGAUGUGACAACAGCUGAUAUCUAUGGAAAGGAGGUAACUCACACGAUUGUUUCACUACAAAUAGGUCACACUGAAAUGGUUGCCCUGAAUCUAGGAUUUUUAGAGAAAUCGACGUUUAAACUUGUCAAGGGUAAUGGGCCUGUUCACCUUUCUGGUGCAUAUUUGCAUGCUCUUGGCGACAUGUCAGAUGACGAAAGUGAUAGCGACGAGGAAAGUGAAGAGGAGGAUGUUCCAGAUCUUGUCAAGGCGGCCGAAAAGAAAGAAACUGUCUCAGAUGAAAAACCUGAAAAAAAAGAUAAAGCCCCGGAAGCUAAAAAGGAUACAACAAAAGUCGAACCAAUGACAAAAAAGAAAGCAGAGCCAAAGUUGGACUCCAAAAAGAAACCUGAAAAAGAAGAAGAUGCAGAUAGUGAUGAAGAUGACGAUGAUGAGGAUGAUGACAGUGAUGAUGAGGAAGGUGAAAAAGGGUUGUUAGAUGAUGAAGCUUCUGAAGACGAUGAGGACGAUGAUGAAGAAAUGAACAUGGAUGAUGAUGGUGAUGAACUUGAUAGCGAUGAAGAUGACCUUGACGAUGAAGAUGAUGAAAGUGAUGAUGAUUUAUCUGAUGAAGAGGAAGAAAGUGACGAAGAGGAGGAACUAGUACCCCCAAAAGCAAAAAAGGCAAAGGUCCUUACAAAUGGGCACAAAGAUGACAAGCAAAAAACACCAGUGAAGAAGCAGGAACAAAAGGCAAAGCAGCAAGAGGAACAAAAAACACCAAAUAACCCAAAAACACCUGAUGUUACAGACAAAAAAGGGAAGACACCCAAAAGCGAUAAAAAGAAGGAGAAAGAUGCAAAAACGCCUGUAGCAGCACCUGCUAGUAUAGAGGAUGUGAAAAAGAAGUUACUCAAAUCACCAAAUCUCCCCAAAACCGUUGAGAAGUUCAAGAAUUUCAUGAAAAGUGCACACAAAGUAACUGAUGAUGGAGAUGUCACAGGACUAUGGGACUGGCUUCAAAAGAAUAAAAAGUAAUUUUGGACAUGAACAUAGUCCCAGUUAAGUUUUGUUGACAGAAGUUGAUAAAUGUGUACAGUUAGUUUAUAAAGGGUGCCAAAUAUACAUCAUUUUCAGUUGGGUAGGAUUUUACUUUGAAACAAGACUACGUAGUAAACUACGUUUUAAAGUAUCCAUAGUGAUUAACAUGCCUUGAACUUUCUUAUAAAUAUAGUCUUUUAUUAGAAGAUUGAAUAGACUGCAACUUGAUAUUCUGCUGUUCUGGUAGAAUGAAAAGGAUCUCAUUUAAAAAUCUGAUUAACAAAGGAUUCAGAAA
Messenger RNA from Rhopilema esculentum, 1516 nucleotides. RefSeq lists its product as uncharacterized. Gene Ontology annotation, cellular component: nucleoplasm; cytoplasm; nucleolus. Gene Ontology annotation, biological process: chromatin remodeling. NCBI's taxonomy places the organism in Eukaryota, Metazoa, Cnidaria, Scyphozoa, Rhizostomeae, Rhizostomatidae. The record is from RefSeq and is a predicted model, not a curated record. Gene Ontology annotation, molecular function: chromatin binding; histone binding; RNA binding.